Messenger RNA from Homalodisca vitripennis (glassy-winged sharpshooter), 1020 nucleotides. RefSeq lists its product as uncharacterized. Bases 88 to 840 code for a protein of 250 amino acids. NCBI's taxonomy places the organism in Eukaryota, Metazoa, Arthropoda, Insecta, Hemiptera, Cicadellidae. The transcript has 5 exons. The record is from RefSeq and is a predicted model, not a curated record.
GUCUGUGUUUGACGAAACUUAUGAAAAGUUCGAUUUAAACUUUUUAAACUGGGCUUACUGUGUAAGUACACCAAUAAGAAUGAAUUGAUGAAAUUAGUUUGUGUCCAGAGUUGUUUGUUCUGUUCAUUUGUGUGCUUUUCUAAGAUUGAAGUAGCAAGUUCUUUUGCCAUGUCUGUUAUGAACAAUUACCGGCUUACAGAAACGGAAAACGUUUCAAAUAGGUUGCAUGAGGUAAAAAAGUUUGGUGCCUCCAAUAAUCAGUCAGAGGUGAAAAAGAAGGCUCUGGCAGAUGUUGGUAAUGUGCUACAUCAAAAGUCUGUUCAAAGAGUAAGCAAGCCCUCUGCAACCUUCUCUAAACAAAAUGUUGUUGGGAAGAAUUUAUUUAAUAUUUUCAACAGUAAAGAGAACAAGAAUCUUGAAGAAAAUAAGCCUAAACAGGUAGAAAAAACACACAAUCUUCUGUUAAGUGCCAUGGAAGAUAUUAAUGAUGGGAUUGUAGAGACAGUCUGUUCUUGCCAAGAGACUGAUGAAGGUGACUUUGCUGACUUCAUGUUAAAUGAUAUCAAACUUCCCAAAAAUCAGAUUGAAGAUCUUGCUUUAGUGUGGCAAAAUACUCCUACAUUCACUGCUAGUGACAAGUAUGAAAUAGAUGCCAUGAUCCCUUAUAUACCAGAGAUUGACUGUCUCAGUUUCACUUACCAAAAACAUAUGGAGGACAUGGUGGAAUUUGAUUGGGAUGUUAGCAAAUUGCCAGAACCUGCCACCCCUUAUGAUCUUCCUUAUGAUGAUGAAGAAGACCUUGCCAGCCUUUGUAAUGGUCUUGGUUGCUAUGAACUCUAAAUCAAAAGCUGACAGCUUAAUUGAAUGUAGUUCUUUGACUUAUAAUCUAUUAUGCUUUUAAUGUGUUAUUAAUGAUAAUUUAUUUAAGAUUUUGACAAAAUAAAGUUAGCUUUGUUAAUGUUUAAAACCACAUAAUUUUGUAAUUUUUCAUUCACAAGAAGAAAUAUGUUAAGAAUUCUC